Protobothrops mucrosquamatus (brown spotted pit viper) is the source of this 1512-nucleotide messenger RNA. It is a transcript of the gene IRF5, whose product is annotated as interferon regulatory factor 5. The record is from RefSeq and is a predicted model, not a curated record. Bases 1 to 1512 code for a protein of 503 amino acids. The transcript is spliced from 8 exons. NCBI's taxonomy places the organism in Eukaryota, Metazoa, Chordata, Lepidosauria, Squamata, Viperidae. Gene Ontology annotation, cellular component: nucleus. Gene Ontology annotation, biological process: regulation of transcription by RNA polymerase II; immune system process. Gene Ontology annotation, molecular function: DNA-binding transcription factor activity, RNA polymerase II-specific; RNA polymerase II cis-regulatory region sequence-specific DNA binding; protein binding.
AUGAACCCCCACCCGCGGCGCAUCCGCCUGAAGCCCUGGCUGGUGGCCCAGGUGAACAGCGGCCAGUAUCCGGGUCUGCGCUGGGUGGACGCGGAGCAGAAGCGGUUUUGCAUCCCCUGGCGCCACGCCACUCGGCACGUGCCCUGCCAGGAUGACGAGAACACCAUCUUUAAGGCCUGGGCCAAAGAGACGGGCAAAUACAACGAGGGCGUGGACGAGCCGGAUCCGGCCAAGUGGAAGGCCAACCUGCGCUGCGCCCUCAACAAAAGCCGAGAGUUCAGCCUGAUCUACGACGGGACCAAGGACACGCCCAUGCAGCCCUACAAGAUUUACGAGGUCUGCGACGCACCCCUGCCCAACGGAGAGAGCUUUGCUGGAGAAGAGCUGGUGGGAUGUGAAGAAGAGGAAGAGCUGCAGAAAAUGAUGCCCACCUUGAGAAUCGCAGAUCCGUCGCACGUGGCAGAACCCCUGCCCCCCUACCCGUGGCUCAAGCAAGAGACCCUCUACUCCAACCCGUGCGCCAACGGGACCUUCCCCCACUUGGAGGUGGGGCCUGUACCCCCGGCACCGGCGCCCGUGGGGGCCUUCGCGGUAGGAGGGGAGCCUCCGGUGCCCAGCUUUGCCGAAUCUGCGAGCCGGAUGUCGCUGGUGCCGGAGAGCAUGUCCAUGUCAGGCAGCCUGGCGCCUCUGCCCCAGGGGGACUGUCCGGGAGCGCCCGUGGAGCAGUUCAUCCCGAAUUUAUUGAUCAGCCCGCACAUGCUGCCACUGACCGACCUGGAGAUCAAAUUCCAGUACCGCGGACGUCCGGUGGGGGCCCUGACCAUCAGCAACCCCCAGGGCUGUCGCCUCUUCCACAGCCACCUGGAGCCCACCCAGGAGCAGGUGGAACUCUUCGGCCCGGUGACGCUGGAGCAGGUCCGCUUCCCCAGCGCCGAGGCCGUCCCCAACGAGAAGCAGCGCUACUACACCCACCAGCUACUCGACGUCCUGGACCGGGGUCUGAUCCUGGAGCUGCAAGGCCAGGACAUUUACGCCAUCCGCUUGUGCCAAUGUAAAGUCUUCUGGACCGGCCCGUGUGCCGGACAGCUGCCCGGGCCCAAUCCUAUCGAGCGGGAGAAGAAGGUCAAACUUUUUAGCCUGGAGAAUUUCCUCAACGGACUCAUCCUGUUCCAGAAAGGCCAGAGCCCGACGCCACCUCCCUAUGAAAUAUUCUUCUGCUUUGGGGAAGAAUGGCCCGAUCGGAAGCCCAAGGAGAAAAAACUCAUCACGGUCCAGGUUGUCCCCGUAGCCGCCCGGCUCCUUUUAGAAAUGUUCUCCGGAGAGUUGUCCUGGUCGGCCGACAGCGUCCGCCUGCAGAUCUCGCACCCGGACCUCAAGGACAAGAUGGUUUCGCAAUUCAAAGAACUGCAUCAGCUCUGGCAAAACCAGCAAGGCAUGCAGGUCGCCCAGCUGGAGCCGGGGGGACCCAGCAGCUGGGAAAUGCAGACCGGGGGCAACAGCAUGCAGCAGUGA